Messenger RNA from Abrus precatorius (Indian licorice), 458 nucleotides. RefSeq names its product 40S ribosomal protein S15a-1. Gene Ontology annotation, molecular function: structural constituent of ribosome. Bases 44 to 436 code for a protein of 130 amino acids. Gene Ontology annotation, cellular component: cytosolic small ribosomal subunit; ribosome. The transcript has 5 exons. Lineage: Eukaryota; Viridiplantae; Streptophyta; Magnoliopsida; Fabales; Fabaceae. Gene Ontology annotation, biological process: translation. The record is from RefSeq and is a predicted model, not a curated record.
CACAGGCGCCGUCUCCCCGAGGCUUCUCUUCUCUGUUGUGACUAUGGUGAGGGUUAGUGUGUUGAAUGAUGCUCUGAAGAGUAUGUACAAUGCCGAGAAAAGGGGCAAGCGCCAAGUCAUGAUUAGGCCAUCCUCCAAAGUCAUUAUCAAAUUCCUUUUGGUCAUGCAGAAGCAUGGAUACAUUGGAGAGUUUGAGUACGUUGAUGACCACAGGGCUGGUAAAAUUGUGGUUGAAUUGAAUGGUAGGCUGAACAAGUGUGGGGUUAUUAGUCCCCGUUUUGAUGUGGGUGUCAAAGAGAUAGAAGGUUGGACUGCUAGACUUCUCCCUUCAAGACAGUUUGGGUAUAUUGUAUUGACUACAUCUGCUGGCAUCAUGGAUCAUGAAGAGGCCAGGAGAAAGAAUGUUGGUGGUAAGGUCCUGGGCUUCUUCUACUAGGCUGAAUCAAAUUGAGUUUCGA